Rhododendron vialii is the source of this 2786-nucleotide messenger RNA. RefSeq lists its product as uncharacterized. The transcript is spliced from 12 exons. Gene Ontology annotation, molecular function: mRNA binding; protein binding. The record is from RefSeq and is a predicted model, not a curated record. NCBI's taxonomy places the organism in Eukaryota, Viridiplantae, Streptophyta, Magnoliopsida, Ericales, Ericaceae. The coding region runs from base 58 to 2340 and encodes 760 amino acids.
ACUAGCUAACCAAACAGAUCUCCUCUCUCUCUCUCUCUCUCUCUCUCUCUCCUCAGAAUGACGACGGAGAUGCCGCCUCCACCUCCCAAGAACCCCUCCGCCGCCACCUCCUCCACACCCACCUCACCUGAACCCCAAACCGAAACCCUAGACGAACCAUCAACCUCUGCAAUGGCUCCUCCACCUCCCAAAAACCCUGUCCAGUCCGACGCCGUUCUGUCCCAUUCCAACGGCCGUGAAGAACCCCAACCGACCCCUUCCCAAGAUCAAGAAGAGCCAGCAGCGCCCGUCGAAAUCUCCGACGCCGGAAACUCCGCGCCCACGCGGAGUGUCGAUGGCAAACAAGAGCAGCGCCCGAGUGUUGCGGUUCCUUAUACGAUUCCCGAGUGGAGCGGACCUCCUGGCUAUGAUUUCUCGUUGGAAGUUCUUAAAGGAGGCUCCAUCGUUGAUCAACUUCAUGUUCACGAGAAGGGGGCUUACAUGUUUGGGCGCGUAGACCUUUGUGAUUUUGUUCUCGAGCACCCAACCAUUUCUCGCUUUCAUGCUGUUCUUCAGUUCAAGAGAAAUGGAGGUGCUUAUCUUCAUGACCUUGGUAGUACGCAUGGGACUUUUGUAAACAAGAAUCAGGUGAAGCCAAAGGUGUUUGUCGAUUUGCAUGUUGGAGAUGUGAUUCGAUUUGGCCAGUCAUCUCGAUUAUACAUACUCCAAGGACCAUCUGAGUUAAUGCCACCACUUAUUGUGUUGCUUGUAUUGAAGGAACGGGACUUGAAGAGCAUAAAAAAUUCUAAGAUGCGAGAAGAGAUGCAAGAUAUGAAAGCUUCACUUUUGCGAGCGAAGCGUGAAGCCUCUAUUGCUGAUGGUGUCUCAUGGGGCAUGGGUGAAGAUGCCAUAGAAGAAGCUGAGGAAGAUGUUGAUGAAAUUAGUUGGCAAAACUACAAGGGGCAGCUCACAGAGAAGCAGGAAAAAACCCGUGAUAAAGUUAUAAAAAGACUAGAGAAGAUUGGUAAUAUGAAGAAAGAAAUAGAUGCUAUUCGUGCGAAGGAUAUUUCUCAGGGUGGGUUGACGCAGGGGCAGCAAACUCAGAUUGCUCGGAAUGAACAGAGAAUAGCCCAGAUAAUGGAGGAGCUUGAAAAUUUAGAAGAGACUCUAAAUGAAAGUAUCCAAGAAAGCUUAGGUGCUCGUGUUGGGGGAAUGUCCCAUGCUAAGAAGAAAGGAGUGGCAGAAGAUGAAGAGGAAUAUUCGAGUGAUGAAGACGAGUUUUAUGAUCGUACUAAGAAGAAGGCUUCUAAGCGUAAGGGUGGUGAAAACCAGUCAAUUGAAACAGCUGAUAGCCUUCUUGAUAAGAAAGAUGCACUAACUACAGAAAUCGAAGAGAAGAAGUUGCUUCUGGAGGAGAAGGAUAGGAUGGAAUCAGAAAAUGCUGGAGAAGGUGCUGGAGAUGCUCUUGAUGCAUACAUGUCUGGAUUAUCCUCUCAACUAGUUCUUGACAAAACUGAGAAGCUUCAGAACGAAUUAUCAACUCUUCAGUCAGAAUUGGACAGGAUAGUCUACUUGCUGAAGAUUGCCGAUCCAGCUGGGGAAGCUGCUAGGAAAAGGGAAUCAAACUCACAAGAUCCAAAACCUAAUCUGUUCAAAGUCCCCACCUCUGCAAGUGUGAGAAAAACAAAAUCAGAGCCAAAUAGAAAGAUUGAAUCAGAAAAAUCAGUGAAUAGCUCCGACAAGAAACAGGACACUACUAAUGUGACGUCAGGCAAGAAGCCAGAAGAGGGUGAGGUUAUAGUUGAUAAAACAGAAUGCAAAGCUACUGAAUAUGUUGCUGUCAAGCCUCAGUGGCUUGGAGCUGUUCAAAAAACAGAGACAAAAGAGACUCAACUGGAGGGCCCUCUAGAAAUGCAGGAGUCUGAUCAGUUUGUUGAUUACAAAGACAGGAAGAAGGCUCUGGAAAAUCAAGAUGCUACACAAUUGAACAUGGAGUUGGGGAUUGAAAAUGCAGCUCCUGGUCUUAUAAUAAGAAAGCGGAAGCAGGUUGUCAAUGAAACCAAAGCUUCCGAACAUUCCACAAUUGCAUCCGAAGGAGCUGAAAGUAGGGCAGAAGAUGCUGUGGCACUGUUAUUGAAACAUAAAAGAGGAUAUUACGCAUCCGAUGAUGAGGCAGGCCAGAAUACUGAGGAUAUUCCACGUCGGAAAAAACCUGGGAAGGAUAAUAAAAAGCCAAAAAGAGUGCUUGGUCCAGAGAGACCUUCAUUUCUUGGUGGCGAAACAGAUUAUGAAACCUGGGUGCCUCCUGAAGGCCAAUCAGGUGAUGGACGGACUUCAUUAAAUGAGCGUUAUGGUUACUAAUUUUUUUUGCAUUAACAACGUAGCUAUUAUUUGGGCUCUUCAAAGAUAUGAUGUCACGCCUUGAGAAACUGCACGUGGCACUGGCUGAUUAUCAAUUCCUUUGCAUUGGAUUGAUGAAGCUGUUGAUUAAGUCAGAUGGCUAUGGAUUAGAACUCGCUGAGAGCUGCCGGCUUGUGGCAUUAUGCAUCAGUGGAAGGAACACCUAUGUAAGGGUUAAAUGCUUCUUGGUUACUAUAGUUGCUUAAAAAAGGUAAACUCCUGUGUAGAAAAUGAGGUGUAUAGGCUCUUGCUCCUAAUUGUGUCGGAUAACUUUACUGUAUAUAGCUCUUUCGUAGUUUUCUCCUCUUACAAAAAUAUUACACAAGGCCUUCUGGGAUUUGAAAUUUUCAGAUUCGAGAUUGUGUAAUAGGCUACAGGAAAUUGCAUACAAAGCUUUUUUGAGAUUC